Messenger RNA from Arctia plantaginis, 1359 nucleotides. Lineage: Eukaryota; Metazoa; Arthropoda; Insecta; Lepidoptera; Erebidae. The record is from the annotation of a GenBank genome assembly.
AUGGCGUCGAGACUACCAGCGCCUUGCGGAUCUAAGAAGCUAAAAUGGCAAAGAACGCAAAAGAUAAUGGCUUUGGUACCACCUGAAAAAGCACCUUCGUCAGACAGCAGCAGCGCCUCUGAAGAAGAAAUGUUGUUUCAGAAGCCCAAUGAUGAUAAUGACGAUUUGACGUACUGUAGUUCAUUUAGACGAGAACGAUCAAAGCAAAAACGAAGUUCUAAAACGGGAAGUGGUCAAGAUCAAGCGUAUGUGUCAAAAUGGUUUGCAUUUGAUCGGAUGAAAUUUUUAAUGGAUAAAAGUGAACCAAAUGAAACUCGAGAUAGUUCCAAUAUGAAAGAUUCCUAUACUGAUGUAGACUGCUAUUUCUGGAAUGAAACUGAUGCCAAACGCGGUGCUAAUGAGAUAGGCUCCUGUUUAUUGGAUUGCUUUGUGAGACUAUGUUGUGAAGCAGGGGCAUCUGAAACAGAAAGUAAAGUGAAAGUUUUAUUACAGAUCCAAUGGUCACCAGAGAUGUCAGCAUCAACAUCAUCGGAACAAAUUAUAAAUACAGAAAUAUGUGAAAAAGAGGUGCCCAAGGUCUCCACAAAAAUUUCACAGUCCAAGAAGCAGAAAAUGUCUAUACAAAGAAGACAAGAAAAACUGCUGGAUUCUGCUCAGAUACUAAUGACUCGACAAGAUGACGACUGGGACAUUAUAGGAAAGUCAAUAGGCGUUCAAUUGAAAAAUCUGAGUACCCAUCAACAAUCAAUUGCCCAAAAAAUUAUCAAUGAUGCCCUAUUUUACGGAAAACUUGGCAAAUUGACAGAGGAAUCUAUUAUCACUUUAUCUCCACAACACAUAGCAUCAAAUCCUUCUCGCAUUUCACAUCGCUCCUAUCAUUUUUCCUCUGGCUCUUCGGUGACAAAUUCAUCGCCCCAACCAUAUUAUCAACAAUAUCCAGUACAGCCGUCCCCUCAAUCAUCUACACAAUAUAUGAUACCACAGUCCCCUCAAGCAUCUCUACAACAUACGGUACAACUUUCUCCUGAACCAUCCCAACAAUAUAUGACAUUACAAUCUCCUCAACCAUCUGCACAGCUUACGCUACAACCUUCUUUUCAACCAUCCCACCAUUAUAUGAUACCACAAUCCCCUCAAAUAUCUUCACAGCUUACGGUACAACCUUCUCCUCAACCAUCCCAACAUUAUAUGACACCACAAUCCCCUCAAACAUCUCCGCAGCCGUAUUCUUCAUCGUCGAACACUGAACCUUUUAACACUGAAUUUCCAAACUGUACAUUUAGUGAUACAACAAUUAAAAUAGGAACUGGCGCAGAUAUGAAGGAUUUUUUGAUCUUCAAAAAAAAAGAACACAAGUAA